CACUCUGAAGAAGCGGUAUGUGGACGCAUGGCGGUGCAUGCGGUGUUUCCGCGCAAAGGACUUUCGAAAGGACCCCAACUCUGGCUCUGCCAGCGACCCGGAUUACUUUAUGGACGCCUUGAUCAUGGAUUGCGGAUGUGGAGCGGAGACCGUUCGCAUGAUUGAGAACUAUUUGCUUGUGUGUAAGUGGUGUGGAGGGUCGAUUCGACGACCACGUGAGGAUUGAGAAAGUGGCAUUUUGCUUCUUUCUUGGGAAGACUCGAGUGAAGCUUGGACGACGAGAUUAGACUGGACGACUGGGUGACUAGAUUAGACCGGGUACAAAUACUCUGUGUGUCGUGAACAGCCUUAAGAGAAGCUUAUGCCUACCUACCCACCUGUCUACCUGUAGGUUACGUAUAGCAGAGGAAGCGCUAGGAAGACUGUAGACAUAUACAUUGGGCUCUCGAGAAAGCUCGAAAAUCAUCCACUUGUCCCAGAGGCUUAUCCUCAAUGGCCAAUAUAUAUG
Molecule: messenger RNA, 508 nt
Organism: Aaosphaeria arxii CBS 175.79
Lineage: Eukaryota; Fungi; Ascomycota; Dothideomycetes; Pleosporales
Exons: 1
Coding region: 38-226 (62 amino acids)
Source: RefSeq, a predicted model, not a curated record